Fonsecaea monophora is the source of this 2034-nucleotide messenger RNA. RefSeq lists its product as hypothetical. The transcript is spliced from 4 exons. Bases 1 to 2034 code for a protein of 677 amino acids. Lineage: Eukaryota; Fungi; Ascomycota; Eurotiomycetes; Chaetothyriales; Herpotrichiellaceae. The record is from RefSeq and is a predicted model, not a curated record.
AUGUGCAGCUGCGAAGACCGAGGCGUGAAAUGUGUUGCCCAAGUCUACACUUCUCGGCCGGUCCACGAGCAGAGAUUACCGUCGCGUCAUCGAAUUGCUCUCCUAGAGGUCGAGGUCGCCAGUCUGCGCAAGACAGUUCGUGAAAUUCAGUCGAAGCUUGGGUACCAAAUAACAGACGUCGCAAGACCAGCUUCUGUUCAGGCUACCAGCAGUCAAGGGGACGAUGACUCGGACAAUGAAUCCAACGUUUCAGAUGUCCUUGCGACUGAGCAACCAACACACCUCCGUUCGCUUUUCCAGAAUGAUUGGUUGAGUGGGGAUUUCGGCCAACUAGACCAGCAACUACAGGACCGCAAAGCUAAGGCAUCCACCCACCUUCUGGAUCUGGCUCGGCAGACACUACAGCAGCUAAUUCCUCAAAGAGAGGACGCCCGGGAUAUGGCCAAGACAGCGUCCAAAUGGAUUGAUCUCGUUCAUGCCCUGCUUCCACAACCAUUUGCGGUGAAAUCUCACACCGAACUGCUGGACAGCUAUGAGAGCAUGUGCGCGCCAGAUGCUGAUGCCAUAUCCUUGGCAUCAUGGCUUCUUGACCUUGCUGUCACGGGGCUGCAAGAACCACAAGAUCACGGCAGCCCAGAAACGUCGCUCAAAAGAUUUCGCAGAAUCCACGACUUUGCUCGGGCAGUAUCUGACGCGGUAGAGAGCAAGUUAAUAUCGCACGACCGACUGAUGGGAACAAUUGAGGGAUUGGGGAUGGCGAUGCACCCGUCCUUGCCAACGUAUGCUGACAAGAACUACCAGUUUUUGAGGCUCCAAAUAAGCCAAGGGAAUUUCCAGAAAGCAUGGAUCCGCAUGCGACACUUUGUGGCCAUGGCUGAGCUUCUCGGACUGCCGAAAGCGUCUCAAAGCCUCCCGCCCGGCAAUGGUACACCAGACCAAUCACUGCUCCCGAGGAUUCAGCUUUGGGAGUUCAUGUGCUCAGCGGAGAGACUGCUCUGCAUGAUAGUCAACCGCCCCCCUGCCACACGGCGCUCAGAUUACACUAAUUUGAAGCCUAUAAUAAUCAACGGCACCGUUCAGGUCCCCAUUUAUCUGAACAAGUUAACGGAUAUAACAGCCAAGUUUUCUACCCUGGACGAUCUCGGUGCCAACCAUGCAUCUGGUGCACAGGCAUAUGCGUACGCACUGGAGCUCGACCGAGAGCUUCGAGUUCUUGCUGCUCAGACUCCGAAGUCCUGGUGGGACCAGGAUUUUGUGCAUUUCAAACCUGAGAGUCUCUGCCAACUAUUACAUUAUUACUUUUUGAUGAGGGUGCAUUUGCCUUUUACCAUGCGCCAGGACCCGGCGGAGGGAAACAUGUACAGUCGUUUGACAUGCAUGGAAGCCUGCGAAGCGGUCGCGCAACGCUAUCAAGCUCUGCGUCGUAUGCUGCCCUCUGGUAUUUUUCUGUCUCCGAUCUUGGAUCUACAAGCAUUCACCGCAACCACGGUUCUCCUCCUCACAUCCCACACGGGCCCCUCCAGCAACCAUCUCGACCUGGAAGUGAACAAGGCGAGAAUACAGGGCAUUGCCGCGCAAGUGCUCAAGGUUAUGGACGAGAAAUCUCGUGACACGACCAAUGCCAGCUUUGCACGGCUCGGCGCAAUGACGAUUCGUUCUCUCAAUGCUUUGCUUCAGCAAAAUAGCGACGCGGUCAACUCUCGUCAAUUGAACCUGAAGGUCCCAUUACUCGGGAACGUGACUGUACGCCGCAACAUUGACCCUUCGCAGGCGCCGAGCACCGACCAGCAGCCUUUUCAGGUCCAGCCAGAUACCGGCUUGUGGAGAUCCCAGCAACACAUCCUCACGCAACCUGGAACCAUGCCCACGAAUAAUGGCGGUCAGUUCACUUUGGCGCAGACCUCGGCGGAGUGGGAGUUGAAUCCUCUGUCGUGGUCUUUUGAUACCCAUGACAAUUUCUUCCAGGACGCCUUCAUGGCGGACUCAUUUGAGCCGAUGGGGAUGUGGCAGACAGACUACGAUGGCUUGCAGUAG